GUAUAUAAGCCCCACCAAACAGCCUCAAGUCAUACUCAGUCUCUGAAGUCACUAGUGGAUAUACAUUCAAGUGAUUUCACACAUUGUGGAUAUACCAGAGUGCAUUUCUCAUUGGAUUAUACUGUGUGCACUGGAUUACUAAACAGACUCAGAGUGUACUGUGUACAUCAGCCUCUCAACUAUACAUCAACAGAACAUAAAGUAUUCCUUGUGUCUUUGGACCAUACUGCAUAUGCUGUUCAAAAUGUCAUCGACUCAAAGUGAUGAACAAACUGUGAUGAAUCCCAACAUUGGAGAGGUGCUCGAUCUGAGGAACGCGAAAGGACAUGGAUUCUAUUGUUACGAAUAUGAUGGACUGUAUUUGUUUGUGCCGCCCCCUUCCGUACUGAAGGGAGGUCAUCAUGUAGACAAACUCAGAAGUAUCAGCGAAGCCGAACUGAAGGACGAUGACAUCAUGAUCUGUGCGUAUCCCAAAUGUGGAACCCAUUGGUUGUGGGAAGUCACCAAGAUGCUUAUCAGUGGGACCAUCAAGUAUGAAAAGGGUGUGAAAGAGUCCAGGAUGUUGGAAUGGACCUUCAAGGAUGGAAUAGAAGCAGUGCCACCUCCACGUGUCUUCAACACCCAUCUCCCUCUGCGCAUGCUCCCUAAACAGGUCGUGGAGAAGAAGAUCAAGUGUAUCCAGAUCAUGCGGAAUCCUAAAGAUGUUUGUGUGUCCUACUUCAACCACCUCAGAGACAGGGCAAAACCGUGGGGUUAUGACGGGGACUUCUCCGAGUUUACAGAGACAUUUCUCGCAGGGAAAUUGCCGGAUGGAUCCUAUCCCAACUAUCUGCGUGCAUGGAAAGUUGAAUUGGCAGCUGCACCAGAUUUACCAGUCUUGCAUUUGUUUUAUGAGGAGAUGCUCCUUAACCCUCUCAGGACUGUGAAAGACAUCGCGAGAUUCCUAGGCCUUUCAUCUACAGACCAGUUCUGUGAAGACGUUGCGGAUGCAUGUUCCUUUAAGAAGAUGAAAAAAGUUGAUCAGGAAAUGAAAACUAAAUUAGACAUGAAGAUCUGGGCAGAUGGCUCGGAAGGAACUUUCUAUAGAAAAGGUGAAAUCGGAGACUGGAAGAAUUGGUUCACUGUGGCAGAAAAUGAGAGAUUUGAUCAAAUAUGGAAUGCCAAGAUGAAGGAUUCUGGUUUCGAGUUUACCUAUGCGCCUGCAUGAGAUCGAAGCAAAUGCAAUGGCUUCAUGCAAACUGAUAUUUCAAAAUUAUGAUCGCUAAGAACAUGGUGCUUUAUAAUGUUUCAUAAAAUCAUUUUACAUGGGCAAGAUGAUGUCAGACGAUGCUUUCUUUAUGAAUUUACGUAACACAUGACAGACUUCAUUAUGGCCCUUCCUUCCACGUUUAAUGAAUUUGUUGCUAAUAAGUUUUAGCGUAUUAGCGGUAUAGGUUCUUCAGAAUGUCAUGGCGUUGUGCUUCGACGGUAAUGGUAGUUGUGAUUAAUGACACCAACUGAAUGACGUCGUUCGGAUCUAUCAUGAGACAAAAACAUACACACUAAUGGAGGUAAAAGUAAGUUCACGAAACCACUCACUACUGAUAUAUUGAGAAUACAACAAAACAAUUAUCAUAUUCAAAAGAUUUCUGCCCAAAGCAGAUUGAAUAACAUUUCUGUGUUCUUAUUUGAGCUGAAGAUGUCGUUGUCGGCACGGAUCCUAUAGAUCGGUAUCCCAGGUCCGUUUACCUUACCCAAGCCAAAAUCUGAAUACAUCACAUCUACCCUGGGACAAACUGAAUCGCACUGAUGUAGGUAGAAGUAAAUUGGACACACCAAUGUGUAUACUACUCACUAUUGAUAAAAAAGCAACACAACCCUUCCUAUAUUUGACAGAUUUUCUGACAAAAGCAGACUGAAUACCUCUAAGGUCCUAAAUGACCUCGACAUGUUCUCCCAUGGUUCACUCAUUUAGCGAUUAUUUCUUCGUGAGCUGAGAUUUGUAAAUCGGUAGUGCUCUUCUGCUUUUUAUGAGGAACUGUGUGAUUGCUUGGCAUGAUGCGUUUUCCAUUCAGAACUGGCUAAUUCGAAGACAUGGUCUGGAAAAUAAAAUCACUAUAUUAGGCUGACCCUAUGGAAAACAUACACUAAGGCAGAUAGACUACCACACUAUUGUUCAUGACCGAAACUCACACACCCCAGUGUCACGUACAUCAGCCAGGCUUGUUUGUACAGGACCAAUCAGCCCUCCCACCAACAAACAUCCCCAAGCCAUAUAAUCCAGUUUGACAAGAAUGAGGAUUGAACAAAAAGAAAAAUGUUUAGAAGCCAUCGAAAUCCGCUGCCACAAGCAUACCAUCGGCCUACGAAGAGAUAGUCAAGCUAUAGACUGUUUCUGUUCGCAAACUAUGAGUCUGUAUUUUACUGGUUUACCACCAAAUCGUUCCUGCUCAAUGGCUGCAUGGCCCGUGCUGUUUGUCGUUCUCACUUCCCACCUGGCCUCUUCCUAGCAUGUACCACUUGUUAUUCAAUUAUAUGCUGUUGUUAAUGCCAGUUUGAUGGUCACAACGCACUUUGUAUAUUUACUUCUCAUCACUUGAUUGUAGCCACUGUUAGCUUGAUAAUGAAGAAUAAAUCGACAGUGAAACGUCGCUCUGUGCAAUAAACAAGAAGUUGUUAUCCAUAAA
Messenger RNA from Haliotis rubra (blacklip abalone), 2666 nucleotides. Its product is annotated as sulfotransferase 1A1-like. The transcript has 8 exons. The record is from RefSeq and is a predicted model, not a curated record. Gene Ontology annotation, cellular component: cytoplasm. NCBI's taxonomy places the organism in Eukaryota, Metazoa, Mollusca, Gastropoda, Lepetellida, Haliotidae. The coding region runs from base 233 to 1207 and encodes 324 amino acids. Gene Ontology annotation, biological process: sulfation. Gene Ontology annotation, molecular function: sulfotransferase activity.